Molecule: messenger RNA, 767 nt
Organism: Anneissia japonica
Lineage: Eukaryota; Metazoa; Echinodermata; Crinoidea; Comatulida; Comatulidae
Product: alpha-2,8-sialyltransferase 8B-like
Exons: 3
Coding region: 18-767 (249 amino acids)
Biological process (GO): N-glycan processing; oligosaccharide metabolic process
Molecular function (GO): alpha-N-acetylneuraminate alpha-2,8-sialyltransferase activity
Source: RefSeq, a predicted model, not a curated record
CAGACAUUCUCAAUGCAAUGGCCUACAAUACCAAAUAUGUAUUGCUGGGGUUCAUAUACGUAUUCGUAAUUUCAUGUUUUGUUUUUGAAUACAUGUUUUCAAGAAAAUUGAUGCGGGUAACAGAUCACAUGAUAAGCAGUUAUAUAAAAUCGAAUACAAGUGAGAAAUUUAUAAAUACUUCACGAUCGCGACCGAUCAGCAUUGAUUGGAGUGGUAUCAGCAUGACGGCAGUAAACAAUUUGAGGAAAAAAAUUAAGAAAUACUUUGAUGGAAAGUUGGCAGUGAUUGUGUACAAGCGAACUGCGUCGGUGGAUGAUAUGAUAUUCCAGACAAAUGUCACAGAACUAGAAAAAACAAAUGUUACUGAAUAUCUACCGCACCAGGAUACGUGCGCUUUAAUCGGUAACUCUGGAAUUUUAUUAAACAAUUGUUGUGGACGCGAGAUAGACGCGCACGAUAUUGUGGUUCGUGCAAAUUCAGCACCAACUGCUGGCUACGAACGUGACGUUGGGUAUAAAACAAGUUUGAUGAUGUUUAAUAAGGCCUCCUCGCUGGAGGUGAAGAACUCGAUGGGAAGAAAACCUUUACCUAAAUCUAAGAACAAAACACAGAUGUUCAUGGAUUUCAAUGAUACAAUUGUGUGGUACUCCUUGAUGUCAGGUGGUCGUGGUACACAAAUAUUGAAGUCAGCCUUCAGUAAAUUAUCAAGAGAUAAUAUAAGGGUUGCAUACUCCAUCAACCCACCUAUGGCAAUAUCAAAAAGGUGA